Lingula anatina is the source of this 1440-nucleotide messenger RNA. RefSeq lists its product as uncharacterized. The record is from RefSeq and is a predicted model, not a curated record. Lineage: Eukaryota; Metazoa; Brachiopoda; Lingulata; Lingulida; Lingulidae.
UCCCAAGAGAACGACAGGGAGAAUUAUCCGCGCACAGGUACAGCUCGGUAACCAUAGGAAUAUAAAGUUGAUGUUUCUUUAAUAGGAAAACAGGGCACAUUUUGGUCUUAAAACAGUUGCACACUGCACGUGAUCAGAAGAGCAAAACUUCAUCGGCGUCUUUAUCAGGAGCAGUACAACAUACUGCGUUUCCAACACUGCGGCAGACGGGAGUGGCUGUGAUCUUCGCUAUCCGAUUUCUGCGCCAAACGAAGCCAACGCAACGAGGCAUACAUUGCAAUAGAUCGUUGUUUAUGUAAAAAUAUACACCAAAUUGUCUGACCUGUGUAGGAAGAAACCGGGGACCACUUUUAUCCGCCCACGUGAUACGAUUCCAACUGUUGUCUAAUAUAUCUGAUUUUAGGACAUUGGAUAAAAUGAUCCGAAUUCAAGAUUAAGAGCAAGACGAAGUCCAGGUUAAAAGGAAGGCGAAGUUCGAUUAUUGAUGUCACAAUCUUGUUGAAUAGGUGACUAGCGUUGAUCAAGGUGAAGAGAAACCGAGAUCAUUGUCCAAAGUCUCAGUCCGCAAAUUAGGGUCCAGUCAAGUUGUCAUGGACACACAGCGCGUUGGCUGCGUUUUCGUGUACACCUUCGUCGUCAUGUGUGCCACUGUAACUGGACAUUGGAUAGGAUACACGGAUGGCGUCACAGAAAACAAAAACGGGCCAAAAGCUUUGAGUCAGCUUCUAGAAAUACAGACACCCAAUUCAGCCCCUGGUCGGUUGCCUCUACGCCAAAGAUUUAACCGACUGUUUUCGAAGCGUCAGCCCUUGGGUGGCCCGACAGACAGCGAUGAUGAAAUUCUUGAAGAGGAAAAAAUCACCAUUAACCAAAAUCCGCCACCUACGCUCUGGCAGGGCCUUCUCAGAUUCUGUCAGUUCGAACCAGCGUCUUCGUUAUUACUCUGCAACGUGGUGACUAAUUAUUUCCAUGACCCAGCGACGGCGGCCAUGUUAGGAGCCAUGUCUACCUUCAGGCAGCACGAGGGAUUUCAAGAAAACCAACUCGGUGAAAACAGGAUGACGAAGAAAUCAAAUUUCUGGCAACCUCUUGGUGCCCCUGGAUAUUUUGGUUCUGACACAUCUGGGUCUAAGCAAGGGAAUGCUGGAACUGGUGCUAAACCAACAUUCCGCUGGGGUUAAUAGGUCUCGAAUUUAAGUUAUGCCCAUGUGCGGAGACGCAGACCGUAUAUUUUAAAAGGACUGUACCUCGUGUAGAAUAAGUCGCCGCCAGUUUAACUUGACUUGGAAUCGCAUAUUUGUUUGACUUCAUUCUACCAGUUCAAUUAACGUUCAUUUGCUAUGUCUGGCACUUUGAACAAAGCAUGGUAAAUAGCUCUAAAUAUUUUAUAUCUGACACCUGUUCAGCUUGGCAAACACUGCCUUGGUAUACAUGUUACUU